This is a messenger RNA of Trematosphaeria pertusa, 1099 nucleotides long. RefSeq lists its product as uncharacterized. The record is from RefSeq and is a predicted model, not a curated record. The coding region runs from base 136 to 966 and encodes 276 amino acids. The transcript has a single exon. NCBI's taxonomy places the organism in Eukaryota, Fungi, Ascomycota, Dothideomycetes, Pleosporales, Trematosphaeriaceae.
UGCAGUCAGAGCUAACGCCGCCUAGAAGAGCGAGAACGGGCGAUUAGUUACUUGUGGAAGAAUGACUUCGACUUUCGCGAGCCGUUUAACAUCCAAGCGAAAACCGCACCCGCACAAUAUCCGAAGGCGUGGCAAAUGGAGGAUGUACCCCAGAGGCCACCUACGGAAGCAGAAUUGCACGAUGCGGAGGAGAGGUUCUGGUCUGGAAGGCAGACUGAUGAAAAUCCGCGGGGUUGGACCGAGGAGCAGCUGGUGGCGGCAGCUGAAGAGGAAGCUUCUUCCGCGGCCACAAAUGGUGCGAAAGAGGAAGACAAAGUACAUGAAAGAGAAGAAGCAACACUAGAAGAGGUGGACUUGGGCUUGGACAUCGGGAGCGAGGAAGGCGACUUCGACUCAGGCGUGGACGUAGGUAUCCCGGCCUCACCGCAGUCGCCCAACCGCAAAGCCAAGAGUGCAGAGGCCGAAAACGAGAAACUUAAGAAAAGGCUCGCAGACCUCGAAGACCUUCUCGCAGACGAGCGUGCCAACCGGCAACGAGCCGAGAAGGAAGCUCAAGAUCGCUACCGGGAAGCAAGAGCGCUGAAACGAGAACUGAAGAACCCCAAAGACACGUACCCAUAUAGUUUCUGGCCGGCAACGCCUUGGAAUCGCGACCCCGACCGCGAAGAGCUACCGCAACCGCCACAGCUUUGGAAGAAGAAUAACCCGCACCCGGUUAUCAAGGAACAUUACGCGCGUGAGGGCGUCCGCCAGUAUGAAGAGCGGGAGAAUGAAUGGAAGCGGAAGAGAAACGCAAAUAGAGUAGCUUGGAUGAGAUCACGACCACACAUGUGGCCGACGGACGACGAAAGUCGAUGGCAUGGUGUGAGAUUCCUGGGCCAAGGGUCCUAUGGCAGCGCGGGGCUAUGGGUGAGAGUAGAUGAUACGAAUACCAUUAUAGACGUAAGCCUCACUCGCACUUGCUAGCCUGGGAGGCGGCCAUGGAGUUAGGCAUUUGCUGACAGCGUUGUAGCGUAUGGUUGGCAAGGAGUGCCAGCCACAGGAAAAAGAUUGUAAGCCAACUCAAGUCUGGGAACGAAUACCGAACAUUUGCUAACCG